UCGCAAAGCCAAUGACGAAAACUGUCGGAAAUACCGAUUUCGACUGUGAGGUUUCGUUUUAGUCCAAGCGGCUAACAUAAAAGUUGCACCGGUUUAAGUGGCAACGUAAUGUGCUAAAGUCAGCGUUAAGUGUUAUUUUAUUGUGUUAUGUCCCAGGAACUCUGCACGCCACUUAAUAAUGUCAACAGCAGGUCAGGUCAUUAAGUGUAAGGCAGCUGUUGCAUGGGAACCAGGGAAGCCUUUGGUCAUUGAAGAUGUGGAGGUGUCUCCACCAAAACCCCACGAAGUCCGCAUUAAGGUUGUUGCCACAGGUGUGUGCCACACCGACUGGGAGUACUUGUACAAGUCCGGUAAAGGGAUGAAAUUCCGACCGUUCCCGCUAGUUUUGGGACACGAAGGAGCGGGAGAGGUGGAAAGCGUCGGUCCGGGAGUGAGCAAAUUCUCAGCAGGUGAUAAAGUCAUUCCUCUAUUCUUGCCGCAGUGUGGCGAAUGCGAGCGUUGCCUCAGCCCGAAAACCAAUCACUGCAGGAAGAACUGGGCCAACACACAAGCGGGUGUCCUGGCCGAUGGCACCAGCAGGAUCUCCUGCAGAGGACAACAGGUGUUCCAAUUCCUGGGCGUGAGCUCCUUCUCACAGUACACCGUGGUUCCGGACACUUCCGUAGCGAAGAUAAGAAGCGACGCGCCGCUGGACAAAGUGUGUCUACUUGGCUGCGGAGUCUCCACCGGUUACGGCGCCGCCCUAAACGCGGGGAAGGUGGAGAAGGACUCCACGUGUGCCGUCUUCGGGUUAGGAGCGGUCGGUCUUGCCGCGGUGAUGGGCUGCCAGGUCGCCGGGGCGAAGAGGAUCAUCGGCAUCGACAUCAACCCCGACAAGUUCGAGAAGGCCAAACUGUUUGGGGCCACUGAUUGCGUCAACCCCCGGGAGCACAGCCGAGACAUCCAGGAGGUGCUGGUGGAGAUGACAGGCGGCGGCGUGGACUUCGCUCUGGAGUGUGUGGGCAAUCCUGACGUCAUGACCGCCGCGCUGGAGUCCACCACCGACGCUUGGGGCGUCUGCGUGGUCGCCGGCUGGACGGAGACCGAGGCGAUGAAGGUGGCGGUUGAAAAGAUACUCAUGGGUCGAACGCUGAAGGGGACAUAUUUUGGAGGCUGGAAAAGCGUGCGCGACAUUCCGAUGCUGGCGGACGACUACAUGAAGAAGAAGCUGAAGCUGGAUGAGUUCAUCACUCACACACUCCCACUGGGGCAAACUAAUGUGGCCUUUGACCUUUUGGCAUCUGGUAAAAGAAUGUUCCGCCAGCAGCAAAGGGGAUGACACAGACCACACAUGCUAUCAAGGUAGUGGAAGUUCCAUGCGUGACAGCUUCUAAGCCCGUGUUGUGUUUGCCCUGACAGCGGCGCUAGGGUAGUCAUUGUGAGAUUAGCGCUUAGGUGCUAUCACGGCACUCCUUUGUGUGUCUUUGGCGGUAUGCAGUUUGACGAGGAGGCGCCCCUAAAAAUAGUCCCAAAUUGACCUUUAUUCCAUCAAAAGGAGCGCGGUGGUUUGUCUUAGUCCCCGGACCGCACCCGUCACUAAAUCAACUUUUUAUGAAGCAAUACGAGGCGGUAAGAUUUCUUUAGGGCUCCGCGUGUGUAUUUACACUCUAAUCUCAGAGGGAAAGAUCACAAGGAGAGUACUUUGAGUUCUGGUUACACCUCGCAAACCUGCAUACGGCGCACGGAACUCCCAGGAAUGUCGACGGAGUUCACAAUAGUUGCUACUGUUCGGUGUUUGUUUUUGGUCUGUCGGGGUGGCGCCAAGGGCCAACUUUUAGAUUGCCACUGAAAUACACUACAAAGCCCAAAACCGGUGAAGUUGGCACGUUGUGUAAAUGGUAAAUAAAAACAGUGAUUUGCAGAUCCCUUUCAACGUAUAUUCAAUUUAAUAGACUGCAAAGACAAGAUACUUAACGUUCGAAAAAUGGAAAACAGUGUUAUUUUUUGCUCAUUUGGAAUUUGAUGCUUGCAACAUGUUUCAAAAUAGCUGGCACAAGUGGCAAAAAAGACUGGGAAAGUUGAGGAAUGCUCAUCAAACACUCUAAUAUUAUAAAUACUGACAAUUUAUUAAUGGACUCUAAAAGAGAGCUAAAACAAAAGUAGCAAAAUGAAAAAAUGAUAAAUAAAUAAUGUGACAACGCCUGCGUGCCGCCAGAAAACAAAAAGAAGAGGAAGGACGCCUACGUGCAAUCACUGCUAUCAUUGCUGAAGCUCCAUAACGACUAAAGAAAUGAAAAGUUUUGUCUGAAGAGACAAAAAAAAAAAAGAAAAAUGGAGCUAAUCUAGUAAAAUGUACAAAACCCAAAACCAGUGAAGUUGGCACGUUGUGUAAAUGGUAAAUAAAAACAGCGAUUUGCAAAUCCUUUUCAAUGUAUAUUCAAUUGAAUAGACUGCAAAGACAAGAUACUUAACGUUCGAAAUGGAAAACGUUGUUAUUUUUUGCAAAUAUUAGCUCAUUUGGAAUUUGAUGCUUGCAACAUGUUUCAAAAAAGCUGGCACAAGUGGCAAAAAAGACUAGGAAAGUUGAGGAAUGCUCAUCAA
Nerophis lumbriciformis (worm pipefish) is the source of this 2580-nucleotide messenger RNA. Its product is annotated as alcohol dehydrogenase class-3-like. Gene Ontology annotation, molecular function: zinc ion binding; alcohol dehydrogenase (NAD+) activity; S-(hydroxymethyl)glutathione dehydrogenase [NAD(P)+] activity. Gene Ontology annotation, cellular component: cytosol. Gene Ontology annotation, biological process: formaldehyde catabolic process. The record is from RefSeq and is a predicted model, not a curated record. Lineage: Eukaryota; Metazoa; Chordata; Actinopteri; Syngnathiformes; Syngnathidae.